AUGACUGACAUUGAAUUGCAACUUAAUACAAUUGCAGGGAUUCCUUCACAAAAAGAUAAAACGACCGAAUAUCGUUCUUUACUUGAUUCAAUACUCACUUCCUCAGCGGAUGAAACAGUUUUAGCGAAUAACUUGGAAAAAUUUGUUGAUCACAUAGUUCAAGAACAAGUUGGUUUGGUAAUUUCUCGUCAAGUAUUGUCAGAGUUCGUCCAGGGUGUUGAUAAAAUUGAAAACUCCGAAAUCAAAAAACGUGUUUUACAUUUUGCUUUGGGAAAAGUUCAACCAAGAGUUGUUAGUUUUGAAGAACAGAUUUCAACACUUCGCGAAAAAUUAGCUGAAAUUUAUGAGAAUGAAGAAGAAUGGCUUGAAGCUGCCAAAGUUUUACAAGGAAUUCCACUGGAUUCCGGACAUCGAUUAAAAAUUUAUAUCAAAAUUGUUCAGCUUCAAUUAGAAGAGGAUGAAGCCAUAUCAGCGGAAACUUAUCUUAGUCGUGCCGCGUUAUUAAUACCCAGUUGUAAAGAUCAGGUUAUUAAUUUAACAUUUAAAUUAUCACAGGCUAAGAUUUUUGAUUUCAAGAGAAAAUUCCUUGAAGCCAGUUCGAAAUAUCAUGAAUUAAGUUAUGUUCCAGAAUUGGCGCCAGAAGAUCGGAUUAAUUGUUUAAAUGCUGCUAUCACAUGUGCAGUUCUUACAGGAGCAGGUCCACAACGUUCACGUAUGUUAGCCACACUCUAUAAGGAUGAACGAGUACAACGUUUACCACAUUUUUCAAUUCUCGAGAAAAUGUAUCUUGAUCGUGUUUUGCGACCUAAUGAAGUCAAAGGAUUUGCGGAAACACUUAAAGAUCAUCAACGAGCACGUUUGGCAGAUGGAACCACUGUUCUUGAUCGUGCGGUCAUUGAACAUAACCUUUUAUCAGCUUCAAUGAUUUAUAAUAAUAUUACAUUUGAAGAACUUGGAUCUUUAUUAGCAAUUACACCAGAUCAAGCGGAACAAAUUGCUAGUUCAAUGAUUGAACAAAAUCGGAUGCAAGGAACUAUCGAUCAAAUUGAGAGAUUAAUAUUCUUCGAAAGUAAUUCAUCAUCAACUGGUCACGGGAAGGCAGUUGGUAGUGUUCUGGGAGCAAAAUGGGAUAUGGCAAUUCAAAAUGUUUGUCAUCAUGUGGAAGAAGUAGUAAUUGCAAUUGGAGCAAAAUAUCCUGAACUUAUGGGUAAGGCCGCAUUUUAA
This is a messenger RNA of Diversispora eburnea, 1224 nucleotides long. The record is from the annotation of a GenBank genome assembly. NCBI's taxonomy places the organism in Eukaryota, Fungi, Glomeromycota, Glomeromycetes, Diversisporales, Diversisporaceae.